Molecule: messenger RNA, 2408 nt
Organism: Chenopodium quinoa (quinoa)
Lineage: Eukaryota; Viridiplantae; Streptophyta; Magnoliopsida; Caryophyllales; Amaranthaceae
Product: peroxisomal membrane protein PEX14
Exons: 12
Coding region: 378-1853 (491 amino acids)
Biological process (GO): protein import into peroxisome matrix, docking
Cellular component (GO): peroxisomal membrane; peroxisomal importomer complex
Molecular function (GO): signaling receptor binding
Source: RefSeq, a predicted model, not a curated record
CGGUCUAAACUCUAAAGCACCAUUCUUGAUAUUCCCGAGUCUCGAAAACACAUCAAGUGACCUUAGCUCCCCCAUCUCACAAAAAAAAGGGAUAAACCGAAAAUAUAAUUUAAAGACUGUAAGAGGGAUUGAAUUUUGGCGUCUACUGGAAAUUUCACACCUCAUUACACUCGAAGACCACCUUCAUUUUCUCAACUCUUUCCAUUUCUUCGUUUUCUUUCUUUCUCGACUUUCUCCCAGUAAGCUCUCUCUUUCUCUCUCCUCCCAAACUAUAGCUUUCACAGAUAAUUUCAUUAUUCAAGAUUUUCGUGUUUAAUUCUAAAUUUACACUGGAAUUUUGUUACAGUUUGAUUUCAUGAUUUGAGGGUUGGUGUAAAAUGGCGAGCGAAGCACCCCCAUCAAAUCCCUCCGACAAUAACCCCUCUAAUCCAGCUCCGGAACCUGCACAAUCAGUAGAGAAUAAACCCCCAGCAACACCGGAGCUUCCUGCAGAAAAUUCACCAAAAUCUGUAUUUGUAAAUUCUCAACCUAUACGAGAGGAUCAGGUACGAAAUGCUAUCAAUUUCCUCUCUCACCCAAGAGUUAAAGGAUCUCCCGUGAUUCACAGAAGAAAUUUUCUCGAGAAGAAAGGUCUCACAAAAGAGGAAAUCGAUGAAGCAUUCCGCCGUGUACCUGACCCAUCUCCUGCUGUUGCCAGUGGUCAAAGUAGCACAAAUCAAGUUGCACAACCAACUCCUGCUACGAAUAUUCAAGCUCAAGUCCCUCUGCAAGCUGUGCAGUCUGUGGCUCCAGUUCAAUCCGGUGUCAUGUCGACAAUGGCUAGAAGAUUCCACUGGUCGCAUGCGGUGCUUGCUGUAGGAUUUUUGGCCAUAUCUGGUGCUGGAACAGCUAUAGUUUUUAAGAAUUCUCUCAUUCCUAGGCUGAAGUCUUGGAUUCGUGGGGUUGUUAUGGAUGAAGAUUCCCAUGAAGAGGAAACAGAUAAAAAACCGAGUUUGGCUGAAGAAGCCACGGCAGCUGCAAAAGCAGCUGCUGCUGCAGCGGCUGAUGUUGCAAAGGCCAGUCAAGAAUUGGUGAUCUCAAAGAAUGAGGAAAAGGAACGCUUUGCGGAUUUCAUGAGCUUGUUGGAGGUGCAAGUUCAGGAGCUCAGGUCAAUGAGAAGUGAAAUGACAAGAUUAGAAGGGAAAUCACACAGUGGUGUGAGAAGCAAUGUCAGGGAAGGAUACCUAGAUGGCUCUAAAGCGCGUUCAGUGCAACCAAUGGGCAGGAAUUCUGAAUUUGACAUGCGAUCAGUGAGGUCGGUUUCACCACCUGCAUCAGCUGAGCCUCCUCAUCCAAAAUCCUAUGGGGAGAUCAUGGCUAUGGUGCAGAGAGGGGAAAGACCACCUAAUGUCAGAGAAAUUGAUGAUCAACCCCCGAAUCCUAAUCAACCCAUAUCAAACCCAAAUCUGGCUCCUAGAGCUAAGCCUUGGGAAGGUGGUCUGCCUCCUAACUAUGAGAAUCCCGCGCCUUGGUAUGAUAGCUGGUGGAAGCAAAAAGAUAGAAUGGCUGAAUCCAGAAAGAUGGAGGACAGUAAUCCUGUACAUGAACGCAGGUGGGUCCCACCUCAACCUCCAUCUGUAUCAAUGCCAGAAGCUGCUGCAGCCAUUCGACAGGCUAAAUCAAUUCCAAAGGACUUUAAUCUGGGGGCUGACAAAGCACCACAGCCUGUGGAGGGGCUUGAUGAGUUGCAGAGAGUUACACAGUUGUCUGAAACUGUUGGUAAAUUAGAUUUGAAUGUAGAAGGGGAAAGAUCAGAAACAUUCUCUAGUGAGAUUCAAGAAGAGCAAGAAGAAGAGCAAGUUACUGAGAUGUGAAUAGAGAAGCAAACAGAUGGAUUCUAAAUCUUACCGUAUUCACGUCUCAAGUGCUUAAUAUGUAAUGUGGAGCACAGAGUAUAUCAAGAAUAACAGAUUGGUGACUACCAAGUAAUUAGUAUACUGAUGUAUCCACAGUAUAGGGUUAUGCAUUCUUUAAUAUAGUUCAAUCAAAGAUUUCCAGUGGAUCAUCUUCGUUGCAGUCACUCUACAAUACGAAAUAAAAAGAUAAUAUGCGCUUGGAUUUUGAUUCCUCUUGGUUUUAGAUGGAUGACCAAAUGUAAGUCGAUUUUAUGAUGAGCAAAUCAUCCAGGUUUCAUCUUGUUAGGACAAUUCCAUUGUUGGCUCCUAGAAUUGUCUCUUCAUUGUCUUUACUUCAUUUGAUUGUGGCUUGUCUAGCUAGAAUCGAAAUUCUUAGGACACGGGCCCAAGUAAAUUGUUAAUAAUGAACAGAUGUCUUGAACGAUUAUUUGUCAAAUUCUACAAAGUUGUCUCUACUUGUACAUAUGAUCAAAUUAUAAUAAUUAAGUACAAUAUGAGGUUGAAUUAUAAUUU